Messenger RNA from Globicephala melas (long-finned pilot whale), 1873 nucleotides. It is a transcript of the gene FLI1, whose product is annotated as Fli-1 proto-oncogene, ETS transcription factor. Gene Ontology annotation, cellular component: nucleus. Lineage: Eukaryota; Metazoa; Chordata; Mammalia; Artiodactyla; Delphinidae. The record is from RefSeq and is a predicted model, not a curated record. Gene Ontology annotation, molecular function: sequence-specific DNA binding; DNA-binding transcription factor activity, RNA polymerase II-specific. Gene Ontology annotation, biological process: regulation of transcription by RNA polymerase II; cell differentiation.
UGGAGAGAGCCGGCGGAGGCGGAGAAGAAAGCUGCAGGACGCAGACUUGAGUGGUUCCUGCGGCCCCCGAAGAUGUGCGGGAGCUGAGGCUGCCUGUCUGGAUACGCUGGAAAGAAAGGCAAACGUUGACUCUGGGCAGCCAGCAGGUUUAAUUCCAUUCUGCCAAGGAUCAGGGGUCUGGGGGCAGAGGAUUCACACCAAGAGCUUGAACGCCCUGGAGUUGUCGGAGUCCAGCCCCUGCUGGCGGAGCAGGAAGGGGUGUCUAAGGUUGGUUCUUGGGCCUUCCCGACCCUUCCUCACCCACCCAGGAUGUUUCAGACAGUCCCCGACACAUCGUCUUACGUCAAGGUAAGACAUGACAGCGUCUUUAAACAGGAGGCUCUGUCGGUGGUGAGCGACGACCAGUCCCUCUUCGACUCCGCCUACGGACCGGCGGCCCAUCUCCCCAAGGCCGACAUGACCGCCUCCGGGAGUCCCGACUACGGCCAGCCCCACAAGAUCAACCCCCUGCCCCCGCAGCAGGAGUGGAUGAAUCAGCCCGUGAGGGUCAGUGUCAAGCGGGAGUACGACCACAUGAACGGGUCCAGGGAGUCUCCGGUGGACUGCAGUGUUAGCAAGUGCGGCAAGCUAGUGGGCGGAGGCGAGUCCAACGCCAUGAGCUACAACAGCUACAUGGACGAGAAGAACGGCCCCCCUCCCCCCAACAUGACCACCAACGAGAGGAGGGUCAUCGUCCCCGCAGACCCCACGCUGUGGACGCAGGAGCACGUGAGGCAGUGGCUGGAGUGGGCGAUAAAGGAGUACGGCUUGAUGGAGAUCGACACAUCUUUCUUCCAGAACAUGGACGGCAAGGAACUGUGUAAACUGAACAAGGAGGAUUUCCUCCGAGCCACCUCCCUCUACAACACGGAAGUGCUAUUGUCACACCUCAGCUACCUCAGGGAAAGUUCACUGUUGGCCUAUAACACAACCUCCCACACGGACCCGUCCUCACGACUGAAUGUCAAAGAAGACCCUUCCUAUGACUCAGUCAGGAGAGGAGGAUGGGGCAAUAACAUGAAUUCUGGUCUCAACAAAAGUCCCCCCCUUGCAGGAGCACAAACAAUGAGUAAGAAUACUGAACAGCGGCCCCAACCAGAUCCAUAUCAGAUCCUGGGCCCGACCAGCAGUCGCCUAGCCAAUCCCGGGAGCGGGCAGAUCCAGCUGUGGCAGUUCCUUCUGGAGUUACUGUCGGACAGUGCCAACGCCAGCUGCAUCACCUGGGAGGGGACCAACGGGGAGUUCAAAAUGACGGACCCCGAUGAGGUGGCCAGGCGCUGGGGGGAGCGGAAGAGCAAACCCAACAUGAAUUACGACAAGCUGAGCCGAGCCCUCCGAUACUACUACGAUAAGAACAUUAUGACCAAAGUGCACGGCAAGAGGUAUGCCUACAAAUUUGACUUCCACGGCAUCGCCCAGGCCCUGCAGCCACAUCCCACCGAGUCGUCCAUGUACAAGUACCCUUCGGAUAUCUCCUACAUGCCCUCCUACCACACCCACCAACAGAAGGUGAACUUUGUCCCUCCCCCCCCGUCCUCCAUGCCGGUCACUUCCUCUAGCCUCUUCGGAGCAGCGUCACAGUACUGGACCUCCCCCACGGGUGGCAUCUACCCCAACCCCAAUGUCCCCCGCCACCCAAACACCCACGUGCCCUCACACUUAGGCAGCUACUACUAGACGCUUCAUCACCGGUGGCCUUCUCGCUGAAGUCCCCCUCCUCACACUUCUUGUUGGACAUACGUGGCCUUGAAGAGAAAACAAAACUGGAUGCUCUCUCUUGUUGGAUAGAACUUGUGUACCUGUUCUUUAAAAACGAUUCUUUUUUUUUUUUUUU